Prorocentrum cordatum is the source of this 628-nucleotide messenger RNA. Lineage: Eukaryota; Dinophyceae; Prorocentrales; Prorocentraceae. The record is from the annotation of a GenBank genome assembly.
GCCGUGCUUCGCGGAGAUCCGCUGCUGGGGCAGGAGGCGCAGCAGCGAGCAGAAGGAGUGGGCCGCUUUCGGCCUACCUUGCGAAUCUGUUGCCCAGCUGGUGACUUACGGCUCGCUUGAGAAACUGGGGGAUACUGGCGGUCUGGAUAAAGUUGGAGAAGAGCACGUGCAGCGCUGCCUCUCGGCAGUGCAAGUUGAUUCGAUGGUUCCAGCGGGUCUGUGGGCCGACGGCGCCCCGCGCCAGUGGGGCCGCGAUCAGACUGUAGAGCUCGCGGGCCUCAAUUUGCCAGGGCUGCCGAAAACGGUGGAGGCGCGCAAGCUGCGCGUGCCCAUCGCUGGCUUGAUGAAGUUGUCCAUGAGCACGAACGCUUGGCAUGACAUGUUCAAAGUGAUUGUUGGGAGUUUUCGGCCCAUGGCUGCAGGCGAAUACCCUGCCGCCCGCCACGACGGCGCAUAUUGGUUGAAGUCUGACUUUCACAGUGCCAAGAAGGCAGUCUCACAUGUAGGCUGCAGGUCUGCGCUGGUGCAGAUGCGCGCAGAUUGGGAAUGCUGGAAACAAGUGUUCGGGUUCCCGCAGUUCAACGAGCAGGCGGGCUGCUGCUGGAGGCGGCGCAUGGCGCCGCAGCAG